CGAAAAUUCUAGAUUAUUCAGGCAUCCAAGAUUCAUCACCAAUCGUUUCUUUUCCAACAAGAAAUUCGAAGAUCUAGCUCCUUAAAAAGUAGAAUUUUGUUCCUCUUUUCGAUUCCUAUUUGAAAUUUGGAAUUGAGAUUUUGAAUCCUAUUUUAUCGAAGAAUCUCUCUACAAAUCAAUUGUUCGAAACUCGAAGGACCUCGUAACAGAAUGGAUUUCGAGCUGAGAGCCGCGAGGGAGAAGCUUGAGAGAGAACAGAAGGAAAGGAAAGAGAAGGCGAGGCUAAGACUUGAAAGGGAGAAGAAAGCCAAACAAGAAGCCAUUCGCCAACGAGAGGCCAUCGAAACCGCUCAAAGAAUUCGAAGGCUCGAUGCGGCUGAAGCCCAACUCAAGGCUAAUCAGCAAAUGGAAGAAAGUUUGCUAGCUGGGAAUGGUGUCAUAUUUUUUCGUAUUUUAGAAGCUGUGCCUUACCAGGGCUAUGGAGAUAAGAUCAAGUUGCCACCUUCUUGCUUCACUGAAUUGUCUGAUCAAGGCGCUCUUGAUAAAGGGCCUAUGUACUUUCAACUUUCAAAGGCUCAAAAAGAGGGUUCUCCAAUCACAGAAGCCACUGAACAGCAAAGCCAAGGUAUUACCCACUCUGGUGUUCUGGAGUUCACUGCAACUGAAGGAUAUGUUGAGCUUCCUCCUUAUGUAUGGAGUAAUUUAUUCCCUACUGACCCUCCAAAGGUUCCCUUGAUUGAGGUUCGCUAUGUUAGGCUACAAAAAGGAACAUAUGCCAAAUUACAACCAGAUGGGAGGGGCUUCCUGGACAUACCCAAUCACAAGGCAAUUCUUGAAACAAGCCUCCGGCAGCAUGCUACUCUCUCUCAAGGUGAUGUAAUCAUGGUCAACCAUGGAGAACUAAGCUACAAAUUGCGGGUUCUAGAGCUAAAGCCAUCUUCUAGUGUAUCUGUACUGGAAACAGAUAUUGAGGUUGAUAUAGUAGGGCCAGAUUCGGCUUCAGAGAGGACAGAUGGUUAUGUCUUAAUCCCUCUCACACUAGGAAAGGCUGAAUCUGGAAUUGUUGAGGAAGGUAAAUACAACUAUUACAAGUUCACAAUAGAUACUGAAAUUAGUCGCAAAGUAAUCUCUGGCUUUUCCAGUAUUGAGGUUAAGAUAGAAGCAGAUACAAAUGGUGGGGAUACUGAUCUCUAUGUAUCCAGAUAUCCUGUCUUAUUCCCAAAUCAGCAUCAGCACCAAUUGUCGUCCCAUGAUGUGGGUUCAAAGGUUUUGAUUCUCAACUCUAAUGACGAUAGCCUGGGCAGUAUCUAUAGCAUUGGUGUCUAUGGCUUCAAGGGAACAACAAAAUAUCAAAUUACUGUUGGAGUUAAAGAUAAUAAUAAUAAUUAUAGGGUUGGUGAACAAGCAAUUUCUUCCUCAUCAACACUGGAUUUGGACUCUGUAGCAUGUUGGAACUGUAAGCACUAUAUACCUAGUAGGAGUAUUGCACUGCAUGAAGCUUUUUGUAGUAGGCACAAUGUUGUCUGUCAGCAUUCUGGAUGUGGGGUUGUUCUCAGAAAGGAGGAGACUGCAAACCACGUGCAUUGUGAGAGAUGCAGACGAGCCUUCCAGAAGGCAGAGAUGGAGAAGCACAUGAAAGUGUUCCAUCAGCCACUUCACUGCCAUUGUGGAGCAGUCUAUGAGAAGGAAGAGAUGGUUCAACACCAGUCCACUGUCUGCCCCCUGCGCUUAAUUACAUGCCGGUUCUGUGGGGACAUGGUUCAAGCUGGGACCUCUGCAACAGAUGCUCGAGAUCGAUUGAGAGGACUUUCUGAGCACGAAAGUGUCUGUGGGUCUAGAACAGCUCCAUGCGACUCGUGCGGGCGUUCUGUCAUGUUAAAGGAGAUGGACAUCCAUAGAAUAGCUGUGCAUCAAAAGAAUUGAAGGUGAAAUUUUAGGUUUAUUUUGACAUGGUGAAAGUUGCCAAGGGCAGGGAGACUUUUGAGGUGUUCAUUCCGGUGCACUAGACGAACAAUACAAUCCAUAUGUUUAUUGCUAAGUGAAAUUUAUUCAACUGUGUUUCAGUUCCAAUAAUUAUGUGAGCUUGUAACUAUUGUAUUUGAAAGGUGAUAAAGAAGAUGCUUGACUUUUUGAGUGCCAGCUUUUCCCACUUCAUCAGCUAGUCGUGUCACAGAGAAUGUUAUUGAAUGGACACCCUUAUAAUCGGGCUGUUUUUAGUUUCUCUUAAAGGUUUGGUUUGUGAUUGACCAAACUUAGUUCUUUGUUUGAUAUUUUCUAUUUCGUUUGUUUGGAAUUCAUCCACUUUGGAAAUUUUAGCUUUUAUUUUAAUCA
Nelumbo nucifera (sacred lotus) is the source of this 2331-nucleotide messenger RNA. RefSeq lists its product as uncharacterized. Gene Ontology annotation, molecular function: polyubiquitin modification-dependent protein binding. NCBI's taxonomy places the organism in Eukaryota, Viridiplantae, Streptophyta, Magnoliopsida, Proteales, Nelumbonaceae. Gene Ontology annotation, cellular component: VCP-NPL4-UFD1 AAA ATPase complex. Gene Ontology annotation, biological process: ubiquitin-dependent protein catabolic process; ERAD pathway. The record is from RefSeq and is a predicted model, not a curated record.